CACCUGCCUGCAAAGCCACAGCCUGCCUGAACAAGCUGUGCUUUUGGCCACCCACCUCUUGCUGCUGCUGUGGGCUCAGCAUUCUGGGGGGAAAGUGGCACAGAAAAGCAUUUAUCUCUCUCCUUGUAGCGCUGCCUGCAGGCAUUGGGGGUGGCUCCACAAAGGGACUCUCAGCAGAAGGGCUGUCAGGGAGAGAGGUGCCCAUAUCUCAGCGAAGGCAGUCCCUCUGCUGUAGAGCCGCCUUGGCCAAGGAGCCUUCCUUGGGAUGGGCUUGGCUGACACCAGCAUGGGACACCUGUCUGGACAACACCUACUUCAUCCAUUCACGUUGCGUUCCUGUUCCCGCAGGGUGGCCGGCAAGUUACCUGAGGCCAACCUCCUCCUCCUCCGAACCUUGCUCAGCCUGCUCCACAAGAUCAGCACCAAUGUCCCUGUCACCAAGAUGACUGCCAGGAACCUGGCCAUCUGCGUGGGGCCCAACCUCCUCAGCCCACCCGAGGAGGACACGCUGGCCCUGGAUGUCCUGAUGCAGGUGACAGGGAAGGUGACAGAGCUGGUUGAGUUCCUCAUCCAACACCAUGAGGAACUCUUUGAGGAGCAGGAGGAGGAGGAGGAGGCUGAGAUUCCAGGAGCACCGGCCGAGGCUGAACUUGCCAGCCAACAGGCCGAGGAGUCACCGGCACCAGAAGAAGAAGGAGAAACUGCCGAGGUAUGUGAGGUCCACACAGAGCGUGAGAGAAUGCCUCCCUACGCAGAAGGUGGGAUUGCCACUGUAGGGACUCUUUGUGCAGUGAUCCCAGCAGAAGUGGCACAGCUGGGCUGAGCAAACCCAUCCAAGGGAUGUGCCUUUUAGAGCUGAGAUGGAGAGUGUGCAGGUGUCAUCUUCUAUGUUUCUAUUGCAGGUGCCUCCAGUUCCUCACGAAUGUGAACCCCAGGAGAGCACCUCUGGGCAGAACAGGUUACAUGAGCUAGCUUUGAUGAAGAGUAGAAUUGAUUCAUGGUGAUCAGGGCUGUGCCUGUCUAACAAUCUUCCUGAAUGGACAGGUGUCCAAGCUCUUCGCAGCAAGGGGAAACACCAUCCCCCAGGAAGAGAAAGCACAGCUGCGAAGAGGAGGUCGGUGGCCCGCCACCCAAGCGAUGCCGAAAGCUGUGAACAGAGAGCUCAGCGAUGGGUAAGUGAGACCACCCAAGCAGGGUGAGAAGACCAAGGA
Molecule: messenger RNA, 1211 nt
Organism: Columba livia (rock pigeon)
Lineage: Eukaryota; Metazoa; Chordata; Aves; Columbiformes; Columbidae
Product: T-cell activation Rho GTPase-activating protein-like
Exons: 2
Coding region: 266-823 (185 amino acids)
Biological process (GO): signal transduction
Molecular function (GO): GTPase activator activity
Source: RefSeq, a predicted model, not a curated record